AUGGGCGAACAAACGGACUUCAUGUCCAAUUUUCUCAAGAAAAACCGAGUGCCUGAAGAAUCGCGCAGGCAUUUCGCUUCCGUCGAAUGGACCAACAAAUACCUCUCCGAUCCUCUCUACAAACCCAUACCGACCUUCUCCCGGGUCCUCAAAGAGUCAGGAGAAGAUCACUUCUUCGCUCGCACCGUCAGCACUCCGGCGACCAUUCCGCACCUAGUCACUCUUCAAUUGAAAAACUUUGAGACUCCGCCGGAGGUGCCCAAGGGGACGCUCAAGGGAAAAGAAAGCCAAACUGCGGUCACAAGGGUCCCCGAGAAGCCAGACUGUGUAAUGCUAUUGAGUCUAGGUCGACCUGGUUUGGACGGCCAUCCUCGUAUCAUCCACGGCGGUAUGGCCUGCGCCAUUCUCGACGAGAUGAUCGGCUUAUGUUUGAUGCUGCACCAUCAACACAUCUGCGGCCCUCGAGACUCCCUUUUCACAGUGAACCUGAACGUAACCUUCCGUGCACCGGUGCCUACACCUGGAGAUGUUCUAGUCAAGACCUGGGUGGUAGCAAGAGAGGGUCGGAAAUGGCUGGCGCACGGCCAGAUUAUUGACAAAGAUGGCGUGGUCCUGACCGAAGCAGAGGGGCUCUGGGUGUUGGCCAAGCGACAAGAGAAGUUAUAA
Molecule: messenger RNA, 666 nt
Organism: Capronia coronata CBS 617.96
Lineage: Eukaryota; Fungi; Ascomycota; Eurotiomycetes; Chaetothyriales; Herpotrichiellaceae
Exons: 1
Coding region: 1-666 (221 amino acids)
Source: RefSeq, a predicted model, not a curated record